CUCCUCUGCUCCCUCCCUCUCGGGUCUUGCCAGUCUGCGAAGCCAGGCCAGCCGGGCUCAGCCCCUGUGAGGAGAGCUGUCACGGAGCCAGGCACUGUUGUCAGGAGCCUCCCGGGCAGGCUGGGCCAGAUGCCAAACUUCACCAACCAGUCAUGUGCACCUUCCAGGAGUUUGCACUGACGUGCCCAGAUUGAAAUGUCUCAGGGUGGAGGACGCCUCAACAACAGGCCCCGUCUUGUGACCCUUUCUUCCGAAGCAAAGUCAAGGCUGAAGACUUUAAGUGACAAGUCAAGAGAAGCUAAAGUAAAAAACAAACCCAGGACUGUCCCAUGCUUGCCGAAGUACUCUGCUGGACUAGAAUUACUCAGCAGGUAUGAAGAUACAUGGGCUGCACUCCACAGGAGGGCCAAGGAAUGUGCAAGUGCUGGAGAGCGGGUGGACAGCGAGGUGGUCAUGCUCUCCGCGCACUGGGAGAAGAAGCAGGCGAGCCUCCGGGACCUGCAGCGGCAGCUUCAGCAGCUUCCAGGCCUCAUCGCAGACUUAGAAUCCCUGACGGCAAGUCUGACUCAUUUAGAGGCUAGUUUUGAGGAGGUAGAAAACCACCUGCUGAAUCUGGAGGAUUUAUGUGGACAGUGUGAAUUAGAGAGACACAAACAUAUGCAGUCCCAGCAACUGGAAAAUUACAAGAAAAAUAAGAGGAAGGAACUUGAAACCUUCAAAGCUGAACUCGAUGCAGAGCACUCCCAGAAGGUCCUGGAGAUGGAGCAGACCCAGCAGCUGAAGCUGAAGGAGCGGCAGAAGUUUUUUGAGGAAGCCUUCCAGCAGGACAUGGAGCAGUACCUCUCCACGGGCUACCUGCAGAUAGCGGAGAGGCGAGGUCAACUGUUUUCCAUUUGGCACCUCAAGCCACCACCAGCUGGUUCGUGUCCGUGGGGAAGGAAGGCUCUCCCUGCAGUUCACAGCGGCAACUGCCUGCGCACCGUUCUCUCCUCCACUCUGUUUCUGAGGCCUCAGUACAUUCCCGAGUGUUUCUGAGGCCCUCUUCUGUUCCACUUUUCCACGUGUCUGGCCUGUGUUGGCUGUAACUUCUGACAGUCAGGGACCCAUGCUUUCCUGACGGAAGAGCUCAACUAUUUUUCUCUUAUGGUUCUAGAGGUUUGCUUUCCUUUUGUGAGUUUCCGAUGGAUUUGUUUAGAUUCUGUCUAAUCUUCAGACCCACAUGCCUUUCAGUCUUUGCAGACCUUGGGCUCAGGUUUGCAUUUUGCAGCCCUCAGGCUGUUAACUUGUGCCUUUAAUUUUUCUUCUUGGUAAACUGCACACAGAAUAUUCUCUAAAUUUUGGUAAUAGUCCUGGGUUUUUUAAAUUUUUUUCCAUUAAGCUUUAUUUGACUUGUGAAGUUGUUUAGAAGUGUUUUUUAAAUACUAAAUUUUAUUGUGGCUGGAAAAGGGGGUUUCUUCUUUGAUUCAAGACUGACACUAUGUUCUUUUAGAGUAUUUUUGCUACAUGUUUUGUGUGUAGUUAAGAACAAGAUUCUAGGUGACAGGCAUGAGGAUCUGUAAGUGUACGUUUCAGACAACUUAUAAAUUGGCCUGUUCAGACGUUUCCUAUUAAUAUCCAUUUUGGAUUGCUUAAUUAUCAGAGGUACAUUAAACCUUCCUUUUCCCCUCAAUUAGGAUGGACUCCUUACAUUUUCCUUGUCGUGCUUCCAUAUUUUACUUUAAAAAUAAAACCACAAAAUAUAUAGUCACACAGAAAUUUUGAA
Bubalus bubalis (water buffalo) is the source of this 1762-nucleotide messenger RNA. It is a transcript of the gene DTNBP1, whose product is annotated as dystrobrevin binding protein 1. Gene Ontology annotation, cellular component: plasma membrane; cytoplasm; neuron projection. The transcript has 9 exons. NCBI's taxonomy places the organism in Eukaryota, Metazoa, Chordata, Mammalia, Artiodactyla, Bovidae. Gene Ontology annotation, biological process: neuron projection development; negative regulation of protein kinase activity; anterograde synaptic vesicle transport. The record is from RefSeq and is a predicted model, not a curated record. The coding region runs from base 196 to 1035 and encodes 279 amino acids.